Molecule: messenger RNA, 4081 nt
Organism: Spirodela intermedia
Lineage: Eukaryota; Viridiplantae; Streptophyta; Magnoliopsida; Alismatales; Araceae
Source: the annotation of a GenBank genome assembly
AUGCUCCUGCUCUCUUCCCCCGUCGCUUCCAUCACGCCGGUAAAUCCUCGCCGGCGACGGCCCCCGCCUUCGCCCAGUCUCGACGCUGUGAGGCGCUUGGUGGAUUCGACGACCUCCAAAAACCCCGCCGCCGUCUCCUCCUCCCCGGCCUCCGAACACCCCAUCCAAGCACUCCGCCGGGGCGACUGGGUGAAGCUCAUCUGCGGGGCCAGCUUCGAGGUAGAGAAGCUUCUCUUUCAAGUAGGGGGAUAAGCUCUUCGUUCUUCCGGCUCAUCUUCUGUGGCUCUCGUGUUCUUGAAAAUUUUUGAGCAGGAUGCUGCGGACGUGAGGAAUCUCUCUCUUUUAUAUGCCCUAGCGGGAGGUCAGAACGUGUAGAAUUGACAUAUCAAUUAAUUGUCUGCAUUUUUUUCCCACCUCACAUGCUGUUUUCUUGAUUGGUGUGGUCGCGGUGUUGCAGUCGAUUGCAUCGACUGUGCGGCCGACGCGUCGGUUGUGAACGCGGUUGUCGAAGGGGUGGAAAUGGCGAUGUCGAUUGCUCCAGUCCCGAGACCGUGGGUGAUGAUCAGCAUCAACGACGACCAAGCAGACGUUCACUUCCGCAAAGCAGGUAGGACCCCGCCAUGAUCAGGAUUCCCAUGAUGAUCAAUCGUCUCAUCUCUCCGCAGUCACGGCGAGGAACCUACUCAAAUCGGAGAACAUUUCUCGAAACUGUUCAUCAAUAAGAUCAUGCGCCCCCCUCCCCUCCCCCCACCCACCCCCAGGAACAUACAUGGACUUUCCGAGAAAUUUCCUCGAAAAAAAUAAGAAUAUCUUCGGAACUUCCCGUGGAGUCUUCUUGGUUUUCAUUAUCGCUUCAUCGCUUCUUCUAAUUCGGAGCGUUGAUUGCCUAUUCUUAGCCAGAAUUCGAUCCCGAGGACUGCCCUCCUGAUUGCUCCAGGCCGUGCGAAAGGGUUUGCCCCGCUAAUGCAAUCUCUCUGGAGAGGCUCUCCGUAAAAGAUGAAUCACCAGAUGGUCUGAUUCCUCGAGGUGUUCUUCAGGUAGUCAAAACCCUCUUCAGCCAGGCCUGCUGGUGGAUCUCCAUAGUUUGCCGUUAUUUAUGCGGACUGCGUUUUUGAAACUUUCUGCAGGGUGGUGUUAUUACAGAACGGUGCUAUGGCUGCGGCCGUUGCUUUCCAGUCUGCCCAUAUGAUAAAAUAAGUAGGUUCAAAGCUUUUUCACACUUUUUUGAGCAAAUUUGAUCUCAAAUAAUCACAACGAUCAUUGAUUUUCUUCUUGUUAAUUAUCCUGGAUUGGAUGAUACACUCCAUGAGAACUUGAAGCAGCACGUUGUCUUUCCCUGUUCCAGGAGCCAUGACAUAUAUCAGAGAUGUGGCAGCCACCUCAGAACUCCUGAAGAGAGAUGAUGUGGAUGCGGUGGAGAUACACACGAGUGGAAGGUCCUAAAGGAUUUCAUGUGGAAAAAUAGUUGAUCGUCAGCCAUUGUUGUUCUUUUUUUAUCAUGUUAAUCUCAGCUAUCUAUCUAUAUAUGCAUACAGGCAUCCUGAUCUGUUCAGAGAGCUCUGGAAUAGCUUGGGUGAUUCACUUAAUCACAUGAAGCUGAUAGCAGUUAGUCCCAAGCUCGUGCCAUUUAAAUAAUUUUCUGUAUUCUUAUCAUCUUUCUAUAUCUUAAUCUUUUUGCAUCAGGUUGUCAUCUGAUCAUUGUUUAACCGCACGAUCCAUUUAAUUUAAUCAAAGAUCAUCCUCACCUUCUUCUUUGAGUUAAAAAGUGAGACUACCAGCAUGAAACAUGUAAUUUAAGCAAAAAUAGGUGGGAUGUUCUCUAAAAGUAAAAUAAAUCUUAGGAUCAGAUCUUGAACAAAUCUUUGGACAAACUUUGAAAAAGUAAAAUAGACUCUGAACAGAAGCAAAACAAAUAAGAGGAUAACAGCGAUCAGAAUUUAAAAAGAACAAAACAGAUACUGAACAACCAACUGAAAUUGGACCAGUCUUCUCGUGAUUUUCUGUGGCCCAAUAAGAUUUUGGACUUCUGUUUGGUAUUCUCCUUUUCACGGCCUAAUUCUAAAGUUGCUGAUCCUCCAAUUUUGGGUUCUUGUGUGUUUUGGUCGGCAUUAGGAGCAAAAGUUUAUGAUGUUGACAUGACCCCACAAGACCAGAAACUGGAGUUGGCUUAAACCAUAGAGUCCUCUCAAAUUAGAUACCAUAGAAUAUGAAUCAUUAAGUAUCUUUUUCUAAAAUAAUAAUUGUAGGUGUUAUAGUUCACCCCUCCUUUUCUUGCAGAUUAGCUUACCCAAUUCUGGAGAAUCGACUGUAUCUGCAAUGGAUAACUUGUACUUAAUUAUCAAGGAAAACCUUCGAUGCCAUAAUUUAUGGCAGGUACGUGACUGAAUUUCGCAGAUAAGUUUUUUAACAUUUUCUUGUUGGGAAAUUGUUGGCAAAUUUUGUUUCAAUUGUUCGAUUGAAUGGGCAGGGUGAGCUACGUUCUCUCAUUUAUCCCAUGAAAUUAAUUCUUUCCAAUUUCAUUCUACUGUCACUAAUGACAAACUUAAUUUGUUUCUGUUGCUUUGGAUUGUUCUCAGUGGCACUACCAUAUUCAUGAUUUUAUCCAGUGAAUUAUUCGAAUCUCGUUUCAUGCCUUAAUAAAACGGGGAUUGCACAUAAAUUCAUAACUUUAGCUGCAAGGGAAUUCCCCACCUAUUUGGAAAUAGUUCCACCUUUGUUAGUGAAAACUAAUCAUAGAAAGAUCCUUAUUGUGCUCUCUUCAUUGCUUUUCAUCGUUUGACCCUUAUCAUGCCUACUAGUAUCAUUUAAAUAACUUUAUAAGGGAAUCUUUCAAAUCUGCUCUUACAUUUCACUGAGUAGUGAGGAAAAAAAUACAACUUUAGGGGUUUAAGAUUUAGAGUUUAUGGUUUUAGUUUUUUCCAUUGACUGGAAAGGACAUAAAUUUAAUGUCUUCACUCAUAUUAGUGAAAAUAAAAUUUGAAGUAAAUAAGACCCGCGCUGCUAAUUACAAGUUUUUUUAUGGAUUCAGCUGGAUGGCCGACCAAUGAGCGGAGACAUUGGCCGAGGAACCACCAAGGAGACCAUUGACUUCGCUGUUCAUCUGGCUGCUGCCCAGGACCGUCCUCCUGGUGCUUCCCUCGAUCCGUCGAUCUGAUCUAAACUACAUCCCUUGCGUAUUUCUAUAUGGCCCUACUGAUUUUUUUCUACCAAGAUCUUUUCUUUCUUUAAGGGUUCCUUCAGCUUGCUGGCGGUACAAAUGCCCACACAGUAGACUGCCUCAAGAAAGUUGGGCUUUUCCAGGCAUGGUCUAUUCCUGGUAAUAAUAUAAUUAUUCCCUCUUUCGGUAUGAAUGCCCUUUUUUUUUUUUGGAAGUUCUUCUUCUAGGAUGGGCUGUUUCGAUGAAUGAACUCUUUUCUUCAAAUGGGCAUUAAGUAAGGAUCAGCCAAUCUGAUCCUUUGGACCUACUUCGGAUGGGCCAUUCAACUUGGUUGAUCUGUUCCUCGCUCCAAUCCAGACCCAGAUUAAGAUUGGCAGUCGAGAAGAUAUUAGACAAUAAAAUUUGAGAUUAUAUUUGCUACUUUCUCAAAUCUUUUGAUAAUCAUGAUGAUCUUUAUCAGAUCAGACAAAGGACGGUGCUUCUUGUUCCACUGCCAUCAUGCCUGGAGCUCCGCCAGCUCUGAUCGGCGGCGUGGCGUUUGGGGGCUACGCUCGGAAGGUAUUGGUUCCCUCUCUUCCUACUAGCAAAGUUGUUGUUAGUAAGGCCCGGGCCCGGAAGAAAGCCUCAGAAAUGGGCUCCGGGCUGGUUUCCCAUGAGAAAUCUUGAAGCCCGGGCCUGGCCCAGAUAGAGGUCGGGUCAGACCCUUCCCACUUUUUGUUCUUGUCUAAUAUGAUUGUGAUGAUUAUGCCCGGACAAAGUGUUGCCGGCCCAUUGACACUUGGGAGUCUGAUGCAGAUUGUGGGGCGUGUCCUAAGUGAGCUGAAGUCGGGCCAGAUCGAAGACCACCCGGAACAGCUCCUGGUGGGCCUCAGAGAAGCUCUCAAUCUGGUGGGUCCCAUGAAGUGUGGCAGACCCACCAUCUAA